Molecule: messenger RNA, 567 nt
Organism: Suillus paluster
Lineage: Eukaryota; Fungi; Basidiomycota; Agaricomycetes; Boletales; Suillaceae
Exons: 3
Source: RefSeq, a predicted model, not a curated record
AGCUUGAAGUGGACCCGCAAGCAACUUCACGUAGGCAAGGGCAUUUUCAACAAAUGCCGCGUGAAUCCCUGGAAUGCAUUUGUGAGACAAGAGCUGAACAAGUACAACGAAGGACGUGGAGUGGGAGAUCGUUUAAAAUUGCCUGUGUUCAUUACAGAAAACCGCACACAAUUAAUGACAAGUUAUUGCCGCUUGACAGUGGCCGACAAGAACCAUCUUCAAGAUAACGUCGAGACGCUUCGUCAGUCCCGCGUAAAAGUCACUCGUGCUAACCCUAAGGCACUACAGAAAGAUGUCAAUGCUACAUUCAAUGCAAUGCAGACCGAAGUACUUAAUUUUUAUUCGGUCCAUGAAAUACGCACUAAAUGGUUGAACAGUGGACUGCUAUCCAGGCUCGAACAGGUAUUGAGGGGAUCUACCUUGUUGUCCGUGGCGAUGUCGAGCAGUACCACGAGCCGAAGCUCUUUUAUACACCUAAGGUUGCUUCAUUCAUCAAAGACGGUCACAAUGAACUACGAUAAUUACGAGCAGAAAAUCGUAGAAACUUAUGCUGUUGCUCUCCAAGGC